CGGACGCGUUGUUCCCACGCUCCGGCUGAUAACAAGAGUGCACACAUCAAGAUGUACAUAGACAAGGUUAUCCUUGAAGGGUUCCUGAGCUACCAGAAAAAAGCGACUCUGGGCCCUCUUUCCCCAGGUCUCAACAUCAUAGUUGGUGAGAAUGGGGCUGGAAAAAGCAGCCUGCUCUGUGCUAUUGAAACUCUGAUCUCAAUGGAAUUUGAGUCACUCGACCGUGCGCAGUGCCUAGGCCUGCUCAGUUCUGCACCUGGAGUGCAGGUCAACACCGCCACAGUGGAAAUGGUUCUCAACAACACCACUCGUGAUCUGCCAAGUAAUAAUGAUGUUGUGACUGUGACAAGAACAAUCGGUUCCUCUUCCACGACACUGAAGCUUGGAACUACCACCAUUGGGAAGAAAGAAUUUGUUAGCUACCUUCACUCAGCUGGCUUCUCAUCCGACAACAUGUUUCACGUCAUCAGACAGGGCCAGGUUCAAGAUAUCCUGCGCAUGUCAUCCCUGGAGCGUCUGCGCAUGUUGCAGCGCUUUGCUGGCUGGGAUGCACUCACUAAACUGGAAAAGUUCUGGGAGGAAUCCACAGAUAUAGAUGACUUUGAUCGACAGCACAUCGCCAAGGUCACUGAAGAGUGCCGAAGGAAACUGCAGUUGGAUGAGAAGUAUGCGAAAGAAGCAAAGGAAUACAAGGCACUGGAGCUUGAGAUCAGGACUGUAAAUGGAAUUUUCCUGGAAAGGGAGGCUGCUGCACUCAAGACAAAGCUGGAGCAAAUUGAAUCCAGCAUUGAAAGAAUAGCGCCUCAACACAACCUUGCCAAGCAAAAUUACGUGCACAUCUGUGACGCACUCGAGGUGAAGCAGCGCGAGCUCAGGCGGCUCAAGGAGGACGCACAGGAACGAGUGGGCAGGCUAGAGGACCUCAAGGAGGAGCUGUGCAGGGCUACGACAGGCAUGAUCAGGGAGAGCCUGCAAGCGAGGCAGCUCGAAGAAGAGGUUGGCACCGUUGAGAGGGCACAGCACGAGUUGGCAACCCGCCUGAGCACUGCCGAGCAUGCAGUGCAAGAAACAACUGUGAAGCUUGCCAACACCGUGCAAGCAUUGCGCAAGCUCGAGAGGAAAGAGGAUGAUCUGGAAACCAGGAUGGCAAAGUUGGCUGACGAGAAGAACUCGGUUAUGCAGCGUGUAUUCCACAGUCAUUGCUUUCGCACGACUCAAGAGCGUAAUAUUUGGAUUGAAGGGGAGCUUCGAAAGCUUGAAUCUGCUGUGCAAGAAAUUCAGCAACAGUGUGAACAGCUGCAAUCGGAGCUUCAAACUAGCAAUGCUGAAAGGAACCGCUGCAUAUCUGAGGAAGAGCAGGUCCAAGCAGAGUUGGCUUCUUUGCGGCAGCUUGACGGAAGCAUGAAGGCUGAGCUUAUGAAGCUGCAGAAGCAGAGCUAUGCAGCCAUCGACGAACACACGGGCACUCAGCGACUGCAGGAGGAUUGUCAUGCCACUUUGAACAAGGCACGGGAAACUGCAGUGCGAAUCCAACCUAUUAUGGUCACCACAAUGGGCGCAGCUGAGUUUGCUGGUUGGCAAGGAUUGAAAAAGGUGCUGAUGGACACUGAUGAUCCAGCCAUUGGAGAGUACAUGGGAAUGCUUAUUGAUCACUUACAAGUGCCAGACUCCCUGACUGUUGCUGUGGGUGCAGCACUCGGCAGAAAGCUGUUCACUCACCUUGUGCUCAGCUGCUCAGCUGCAACAGCCCUCCUGCGCAAGUUCUACGCUCUGAAGGUGCGAGGAUCCCUUGGCUUUCAGGCAUUGGACAAGACAGCUGUACAGGAUCAGUACCCAGCACCAAAAGGACAUGACGUAAGGCGCCUGAUCGACAUGGUGGAUUGCACAAACUCUGACCUGGCUCCUCUGCUGCCCCACUGGCUGGGCAAGUGGCUGCUCUGCUCCAGCCUGGAGGUCGCUCAAGAGGCAAGCCGCCUGUACAAAGCCAGCUGCGUCACACUCGAAGGAGACAUAGUAAAUAUCAGAGGUGCGAUGACAGGUGGCUACCGUGAUCCCAAGAAAAAUUUGUUUUCUGUGUACCAGGAGUUCUGCCGGCUUUCUGACGUGCUUCAGUCAGCUGAAGCCUCACUGAGCAAUAUGUCUGCUGUGUCUCGGAGUCUAGCCACUGAAUCUGCAAAACUGCUUGAAAAGAUCCGAACACUGGAACUGAAAAUCAUGCGGAACACGAGCGCCAUGUCAAGCACUGAAUCCAAACUGACUUUGCUUCACUCUUGCCUUUCUCAAAUCGAAGAUGGCAUUCGAGUAAAGGAGAAAGCGUUGCGCCAACGCCAGCGUCUGGCCGACAGCUACACUCAACAGAGAAUGUCCUUGAUAAAAGAGCGCUCAUGUGCGCGCACAGAGCACCUCACAGCUGGUGCUGAGCAGCAGCUGUGCGACAACACGCGCAAGCUCCAGGCACUUCGCAGCAAGCUCCGGGCAGUCACCGCUGAGAAAAUGCAGCUUCUUCACAACAAAAACAAUUUGGAAUCCUUGCUGAACAACUGCCUGUCGCCUGGCCUUGAGAGCCUGAAAAAAGAAAGGCAAUCCCUUGACGACAAGAAAGCAACUCUGGAAUGGGAGCUUGAGCUCUCAAAGACAAGACUGGCUGCUUUUGAUGAAACAACAAAGACAUCAGAGAGACAAAUUGCAGAGCUUGAGAACAAUUCCAGUGCUGCCUCUCGAAUUUAUGACCUGGAGCAGGCUGUUCAAGAAAUGUCUGAAGAGAAAGCACGCAGUGGGGAAGACUUGAAAGCUGCAUCGAAAGAAAUGGAGCAUCUCACCCUGAAGAGGUCGAACACGCUGGCUGUGUUGGAGGAAAUUACAAAGAAAGCCUGCAUGUUUGGCACUGUUUCUAAGAAUUUGAGCAGAUACCGCCACAUGGGGAAGACAGAGCUUGAACAUGAACGGCAGCGCCUGCAACAUAGGAUCAGUGAGAUGAACCCACCUGACCUCUUGGCUGGCAGACUACUUGAGCAGGCCUCGGAGAAACUGAACUAUGUAUGCAAGCACCUCACCGACAUGAACGUGACUCGCAGUAGAGCUGAAGAAAUGAAGGACAGUCAGAAGGAGCAACAGUUCUGUAACAUUGAAUUUACCCUGAAACAAGUAUGCAAAUACUUUGUGGACUUCUUCAAGAGGUUUGUGCCUCAUGGCCAUGCGAAGGUGGUGAUCACCACUGAAAAGAGAAAUGCUGAAGGACAGGACCAACCUGAGAGGCAGCGGAUAUGCAAAGGCAUUGAGUUUCAGGCCUCCUUCAGCUCGCGCAACAUUUUACAGUCUGUGGAAUGCUUCUCUGGGGGCCAGCAGACCGUGGUGGCCCUGUGUUUCAUUCUGGCUAUUCAGAAGUGCGAUCCUGCACCUUUCUACAUCUUUGAUGAAGUGGAUGCCUGCUUAGAUGCACAGCAUCGGCAGUGUCUCGCUGAUAUCCUAGAGGAGCUGAGCUCACGAAGCCAGUUUAUCUGCACAACCUUCAGGCCUGAGCUCACGUUGAAAGGCAAAAUUUUCAAGGUCACCCAUCAUGAAGGAACCAGCAGCAUUGCAGAAACAACACGACAGGAAGCCCUGCGUAUAGUCCAGGCCAUAGAAGCCUUUUGAGAGUCACCGAAAGCAUGCAUCGGAUAGUUGCAUUCUAGUCAUCUUUGUUGGUACUUACUGACCAGCUGCCAUCACUACUCUCUUUUCAGCUGUGUAUGCUUUCACAAAAGCUUCGUGUCUUGCCUCCCCCCACUCCCCCUUUUUUUUUUGCCAUCUAUGUUGCAACUGCUAUGACAUAGUACAUGCCCUGUAUUAUAAGGUGCAUAUAUAUAUAUAUAUAUAUAUAUAU
Dermacentor andersoni is the source of this 3862-nucleotide messenger RNA. RefSeq names its product structural maintenance of chromosomes protein 3-like. Gene Ontology annotation, cellular component: chromosome. The record is from RefSeq and is a predicted model, not a curated record. Gene Ontology annotation, biological process: chromosome organization. NCBI's taxonomy places the organism in Eukaryota, Metazoa, Arthropoda, Arachnida, Ixodida, Ixodidae. Gene Ontology annotation, molecular function: ATP binding; ATP hydrolysis activity; protein binding.